This is a messenger RNA of Lentinula edodes (shiitake mushroom), 897 nucleotides long. Its product is annotated as RTA1 like protein-domain-containing protein. The transcript is spliced from 5 exons. NCBI's taxonomy places the organism in Eukaryota, Fungi, Basidiomycota, Agaricomycetes, Agaricales, Omphalotaceae. The coding region runs from base 1 to 897 and encodes 298 amino acids. Gene Ontology annotation, cellular component: plasma membrane; fungal-type vacuole. The record is from RefSeq and is a predicted model, not a curated record.
AUGCUUGCAGGGAUCGCAUUCCAGCUGUGGCUGACUUCCCUUCAAGAUGUGGAUGUAUUUGGAACUAUACAGAGACGCGCCGUCAGCAACGUAGUACGAGUGCUCGGCUAUACACCUAGUAAACCUGCCGCUAUCGUCGCCGUUGUUGUAUACCUUACGUGCGCUGUAUGCUUCUUUUGGCACGUCUUCAAGCGAAGAGAUUGGUGGGCACUCUGUUUACCUAUUGGUUCCACCGCAAUGGGUCUUGGAUUCAUUCUUCGUGUUAUGCUGAAUAACCCUGCUCACCAGAAACGCGGGCCAUUCGUCUCUGAAGAAAUUUUGACUGCCUGCUCUCCUGCAACAUUCCUAGCAUUCAAUUACAUCGUCCACGGUCGACUUCUUGGGAGGUGCAUGGGAAAACGACAUAGUUACAUUCCCCCCAACUAUGUUUCAUGGUUCUUCAUCUUCAGCGAUGUCUUUACCUUCAUCGUUCAGGCUGCAGGUACUGCCAUGUUUACAAAGACCUCUACCCUUAACACAGGAAAGACGGUCUUUCAAGUUGGAGUUAUUCUCCAAUCUGCAUCCUAUUACAUGUUCUUCAUCUUGUACUUCUUAUCUUGGAGGAGCUGUCGCAAAGAAGGCAUUGCAACCGGUCACGAAGCCUGGUGGAAGAUCUACAAAUUAUUAGGAGUGUCUUCAUUCUUCAUUACCGUCCGAACUAUAUUCCGUAUCGCCGAGUCCUGCUCUGACCCAGGAACUGCUAUCCGUACUCGCGAAGUUUAUCUCUAUGUUUUCGACACCCUUCCUCUAUUCCUGGCAAUCGUGGGCUACAUUUUCUAUUGGCCCGGCCCUUAUCUCGAUCGUGAUUCGAUAGCAGAAGCAGUACCGAUGGAGAAAGUCAGAACCUCUUCAGUAUAA